AUGGCCUCGGUGGAUUUGAAUAUAGGAAUGAUCUUGCUAUUCCAGAUAGUCGUUGGAAUCCUGGGGAAUUUCUCACUCUUAUAUCAUUACACAGCCCUUCACUUCAGGGGAUGCAAGCCAAGAUCCACAAAUUUGAUUCUCAGGCACCUGACUGUAGCUAACUCCUUGGUCAUUCUCUCUAGAGGAGUCCCAGAGACCAUGGCAGCUUUAGGGUUGAAACAUUUCACCAAUUAUUAUGAAUGCUACAUUCUUUUAUAUGUUCACAGAGUAGCCAGAGGUGUGUCCAUUUGUUCCACCUGCCUCUUGAGUGUCUUCCAGGCUAUCAUGAUCCGCCCUGGGAACUCCAGGUGGGUAGAGCUUAAAGUGAAAGCUCCAAAGUACAUUGGCUCCUCCAGUACCCUGUGCUGGGUGCUCCACAUGGGGGUAAAUAUGUUUUUUCCUAUUUAUAUGACCGGUAAAUGGAACAACAAAAAUAAUACAAGGAGAAGAGGUUUGGGAUAUUGUUCUUCACAGCAUCGUGCCAAGAUCGCAGACUCAGUGUAUGCAGCAGUGACAUCUUUCCAUGACAGUUUGGGUUUGGGACUCAUGACCUUGGCCAGCAGCUCCAUGGUUUUCCUCCUUUACAGGCACAAGCGGAGGGUCCAACACAUCCGUAGGAACAGUCUCUCCCCCAGACCCUCCCCUGAGUCCAGAGCCACUCAAAACAUCCUUGUUUUGGUGGCUACUUUUGUAUCAUUUUUUGCCCUCUCCUCCAUCAUUUAUGUUUACCUGGCUCUCUUUGAUGAUUCCAGUUGGUGGCUGAUGAACGCCGCUGUACUAAUCACUGCAUGUUUUCCAACCAUUAGUCCCUUUGUUCUCAUGAGCCAUGACCCCAGUAUAUCCAGGCUCUACUGUGUCUGCUGUGGAAGAAAUACAUAA
Messenger RNA from Callorhinus ursinus (northern fur seal), 918 nucleotides. The record is from RefSeq and is a predicted model, not a curated record. NCBI's taxonomy places the organism in Eukaryota, Metazoa, Chordata, Mammalia, Carnivora, Otariidae.